GGAGCAGCGGGGUGGAGUUGCGUUGCGUUGUUUUGAUUUGAUUUAAUUUCGGCAGUAGGGAGAGGAUGGAAUAAUAACACUGUGGAUGCGGGUACUCGAUGCUGCUACGACGAUCUGGAGAGUAGUAGUAGUAGUAGCACUCGGGGUUCUACGGCUAACAGUCCCUCCCCCCUUCUUUCUGUCACCAUCUCAUCAUUCGUGUCCGUCAUCGUCCCCCACUUUUACUCUCACUCUCUCUCAUUCACUCACUCUCACUCACUCAUUUUCAGCUUUAAUCUUCCGGUUUCUGCGCGGUUUGUGCUGUGUGUUUGACUGCAGCUCACUUACAGCACUUCCCAUUCUGCUUCUCCACCCAUUGCCCUCCCUCUUCCUGCCCCUCUCCGAUCCAUUGCCGCCCUUGUAUCGACGUCCCUGUCGCGUCCUCUUCCCAAUUGGGCCUGGUCGAAUUUGAGUAUUCGCUGUGUGCAAGGUGAAGAAGAUGUGAUGGUCGUUGACGUCGGCGGAUGGUGGUGUAUGUGUGGCGCGGGGAAGCAUUGAAGCCGGUGUUUGCUGCUACUGGUUGUGGUAGGGAGUUGGGUCGUUGCUGCAUUUGUGUGGGUGUAUGGGCGAAGUUUGGAGGUGGGUGCUGGUGAGAGGGUGGUGGGGGACAGGGGUGGCGAUUGCUGUGUGUGUGUGUGCGCGUCGAAAGCCUGAAAUUGUGAACUGAGCUUCGUUCGGUAGCGCACGCUCUAGUAUCCGUCCACAGGUGUAAUCGUCACUCGAACAUUGCCGAGCGAGGAGUUUUCUGUCACUUUGAAUAUUAGCACAUGAGUAGCGGUGCUACGAAGUGAAAGAAGUAGUGCUGGGGGAGUUCAGCCGACGCUCGACGGGAGCGUGCGAGAGAGAAAAUUGAUUGAUUGAUCGGUUAAGCCGGUUGCGAGAGAUACAAGGGUAGGCUUGCGAUGGGGAGAGCUGGGCGCGUGGCCCCGCGCACUUGCUCGACAAUCGAACUCCGCACUCAUACGUCGUCAUUGACAAUAUCGCUUCCGGCGUAUGUCUCCAAGCCGGGGUUGGGUUGCCCGCCAUCGCCGAGCACUCCCGUCCAAGUUGCGCCAGCUCCUGCAAGGCUCGCUCGUCUGGCUUGGCCUCAGGAUGCUGUGCAGGUGGUGCAGCUCCAGUUAGAAGCUCUUCGGUCGCACUCCAUGGAAGCGAUUGAAUCUUCGACCCGUAAACGCGGUCUCGUUACGUCCAACUCCCACGAGACUCUGGACGCUUCUCUGAAUAAAGUCACCUCUGGUCUCGAAGUGGCGCUGAAAACACAACCUGCCUUGCCCGAGGACUGGGAACAGUUUUUGGACCUCAAGCAGACAGGACAGUUCUACUACUUCCACUGGAGUUCUUGUAAGAGAACGAAGCACGACCCUCGAGAGCUCAUUCGUCGAGCUGACGAAUCCGUCCAAGCUCACAUGCGGGAAGCGCACAUUCGAGGAGAAUCGUCCAUUGAGCACACAGAGACUGCUUCUUCGCGUGAAGAUGAAAGUGACGAAAUCGACAUGGACAGUGGAGCUGUCAGCUGUUGUCCACCCGAUGUGUGCGAGAAAACCAGCGGAUUCUGCUCCGAUGCAUCGGAAUGGUGCGCAGACAGGGAGCUUGGCAGUGGUGAUUCAAUGUGGGGGAGAACCAGAGAGGAAGAGCUGUCUACAAGCGAUUGCGGGAAGGAUACCAAGAGCCCAUCGACAGUGAUGGUAGUCUCUGGAUGCCACAGCUGCUCAAUGUUUGUCAUGCUCUGUUCGUCGUCUCCAGCGUGUCCGAGCUGCGGGGUUCGCGUGCAGUCAGAUCAGGGUGGGAUCCGCUAGGGGGAAACGACCUGCGAAGGUCGCACUAGAAGCCUUGCUUAUGGUCAUUGUCAGGAAAAAGACAAUGACAAUGACUCUAAGCAACGUUGGAGCAAGCAGCAUUGGAUGGGGAAUGCUUUGUCAGGAGAGUUGAUUCAUACGUCUCCCGAUCCACGAGCUUGAGUCCUACCCCAGAAGCCCGCCGUAUCGCAGACAAGAUUUUUCCUCGAGCGCUCUGGAGGUCCAAAAUCACGCAUGCUUAGGUUCAUUGUCAGGAAAAAGACAAUGACAAUGCCUCUAAGCAGCCAGCUUGCGACUACUACUCUGAGGACACGAUGUAGUCUCAAAGUGACCGCUACUUUUAACGGAGGACCCUCAAUCAGAAGUCCGAUGCCUUUCUCUGCCAGGAAAAAAACAUGAGGGAACGGUCUGAAGAGAGUCGACGUUGCCAGUCCCCUUGAAGACAGUUGACCUGUUGGAAAUCCUUGACAGGAUAUCCGUGUACAUUAGAGACCUCUCGGGUCGCUUUACGAUUUUGUACUUCGAGUUUCUUUCACUUUGCAGAAGAGGAGUGGACACCUCGUCAGUUUUUCUCACUUGUUGACUGCAGUCAACAAAUAUCAUCUCGAUGGAAGAUA
Physcomitrium patens is the source of this 2452-nucleotide messenger RNA. RefSeq lists its product as uncharacterized. Gene Ontology annotation, molecular function: protein binding. The record is from RefSeq and is a predicted model, not a curated record. NCBI's taxonomy places the organism in Eukaryota, Viridiplantae, Streptophyta, Bryopsida, Funariales, Funariaceae.